GGCGCUUGACGGCGGCGGCACUUGGCGGCGGCGGGGCCGGUGGCGGCGGCGGCGGGUCGGCCAUGCUGCUCACCGUGUUCUGCCUGCGCCGCGACCGCAGCGAGCUCACCUUCUCCCUCCAGGUGGACGCCGACUUCGAACUGCAAAACUUCCGGGCGCUCUGCGAGCUGGAGUCCGGGAUCCCGGCGGCCGAGAGCCAGAUAGUCUAUGCGGAGCGGCCUCUGACGGACAACAACAGAUCUCUGGCCUCCUAUGGCUUGAAAGACGGGGACGUGGUGAUUUUGCGGCAGAAGGAGACGGUGGAGCCGCGGCCCUCGAUCCGCUUCCCAGGUCUGCCGCGGAUCGACUUCAGCAGCAUCGCGGUUCCGGGGACGUCCACGCAGCAGCAGCCGCCAGCGGCACAGCGCCCGCGGCCCUCGCCCCCCGAUGCGCCUUCGUUCCCGCAGGGUCUGGACAACCCAGCGCUGCUGCGGGAGAUGCUGCUGGCGAACCCCCACGAGCUGUCCCUGCUCAAGGAGCGCAAUCCGCCGCUGGCCGAGGCUUUGCUCAGCGGAGACCUCGAGAAGUUCACCAGGGUGCUGCUGGAACAGCAGAAGGACCGAGCGCGGCGGGAGCAGGAGAGGAUCCGACUCUAUUCCGCUGACCCUUUCGAUCUCGAGGCCCAGGCCAAGAUAGAAGAAGACAUAAGGCAACAAAACAUUGAAGAAAACAUGACGAUAGCAAUGGAGGAGGCCCCCGAGAGCUUUGGCCAGGUGGUGAUGCUGUACAUCAACUGCAAAGUCAACGGACAUCCAGUGAAAGCCUUUGUUGACUCAGGUGCCCAGAUGACCAUCAUGAGCCAAGCUUGCGCCGAAAGGUGCAACAUCAUGCGGCUGGUAGAUCGGCGGUGGGCCGGCAUCGCCAAAGGCGUGGGGACGCAGAAAAUAAUCGGCAGAGUGCACUUAGCUCAGGUCCAGAUCGAAGGGGAUUUCCUGGCGUGUUCCUUCUCCAUCCUUGAAGAGCAGCCCAUGGACAUGCUGCUGGGGCUGGAUAUGCUCAAGAGGCAUCAGUGUUCCAUCGAUCUCAAGAAGAACGUGCUGGUGAUCGGCACCACCGGCUCGCAGACCACGUUCCUGCCGGAGGGCGAGCUCCCCGAGUGCGCCCGCCUGGCGUACGGGGCCGGGCGGGAGGACGUGCGGCCGGAGGAGAUUGCGGACCAGGAGCUGGCAGAAGCAAUACAGAAAUCCGUAGAGGAAGCAGAGAAUAGUGACAAAGAAACUACCUCACUGGAAAUGCCCUCAUUACCAGCUUCUGAUGGGUUUCAAAAUCCAGUCCAGUCUUCAGGACUAAAUUCCAAGAUCUGUAAUCCCACAAAUCAAUUACUUGAUCGUUCUGUCUCUGCCCCUGCUGCAAUUUGCUCAUCCGAAUCUAGCCUCGCAGAGCCCACUGAUCCUAGAGCCGCCAGGUCUUUCGAGUCUCCAACCGAAUUCCAGAUAACCCCAGAAGAACAACAUCCUCUCUCAUUACCGCAUCUUUCCAAGAACGCUUCCUCGGCAAAUAACGACCCUUCUCCCCAGCCGGGGGAGGUAACCUGUUGCAAUCCAGCUUGCCUUUCACAGAAGACACUCAAAGACGCAUUUAUUGCUGACAGUCUAAAGGAAUGUAACGCUAAAGAACAAGACCGCCAUCAGGAACACCCUUUGGAAGUGACAAAAGAAAAGAAUUUGGCUGACGCUGAGCAUGGGCAAAAUAAAGAUACGUGUCUGUCUUCAGAACAGGAACAAAAGCAUGAGCUUCCCGUAGACCAUCAGAUGUGCAAAGAACCAGAGGAGGAACAUCUGGAGAAGCAAAUGAAGACAACUGACCCAGAAGCUCCUGUCAUGGAAGAAGCCGGCCAGCCAGAACGUCCUCCUGCGGGAACGAGAGGAGGUGGACUGGAGGACACGGCUCUGUCCUGCGUGAAAGGGAGUAUCCAAGCAUCAGCCUCCCGGAGCUGCCUGCACACGGAAACCUUCAUGGAAAUAGAUGUCAUUGAGCAGUCUGUAGCUGGAGCGAGCGAGCAGAAGCAGCAGGCUGAGAACAGUAGAGUGUCUGACCCAAGCUCAGACAUCUCUUCCAUGGAGGUGGAGUCGCUGAAGCCUGCGUCCUCCUCGAGUGAUCCGCUCUCCACCGGUGACGUCCCACGGUCCAACAGCACUAGUGAAGUUCCUGCCACUUAUAACGAGUUGUCUGAUGUGGCGGCUCAAGACAACUCGUCCCCCUCCAGCACCCGCCAGCUGGACACGGAUGCGGGAAGACCUUCCGAAGAGCCGUGUUUCUGUCUGGCAUCAGCCUUGAAAGAGCUUCACAAACUCUUGAUCAUCAGUCGGAAAGGAGAAUGUAAAACCCUCGCUUCUGAAGACGUCUCUCGGCUGGAAGGGGUUCACCAAGAGCCAGCGGCGCAGCAGAAGGGGCUUUCUGAAGAUGAGCAGAAAGGCUCAGAUGCAGCCGGCCAGGAACAGAGCUGUUCCUCCUGCGAGGGGAGUUCUGAAGCUGGAAGAGCAGAGGGGAAACAGUUUUGGGAUUCCAGCGCAGGCAACAUCAGCGCUGGGUCUCCCGGUCACGUGCCGUCAGCUCUCGGAGAAGGUGCUUUAGAGAAUCACGAGUGUUCGGGAGGGAGCGAUUUGGUCGUGGUGAAUUCUGCAGCGACAUCCGACCAGCAACAGAGCUCUGAGCAAGCGGAGGUUUGGGCAGAAGGUUCUCAGAGUCCGACUUCAGAGAAAAACGCAUCUGUUUCCUCCACGUGUGCUUGGGAUGAAGCUUUGGAUGGAGAUACUCGGAGCCUGUUCGCAGGAGCGCCCGGGGGAAGCAGCGGUUCUGCUCCUGAAGGGCCGUUGCCAUCGGGUGGGUGUGAGGAACCGCAGCUGCGCCCCCGACCCGGCUGUGCUGGACUUUCCUCGGCCUCUUCUCCACCUGCUUUCCCUGCGGCCGAUGUCGACCGCAUCCUCGGCGCUGGUUUUACCACGCGGGAAGCUCUCGAGGCUCUGGAACAAGCGGAUGGAAACGCAGAUCUGGCUCUUCUCAUUUUGCUAGCCAAAAAUAUCGUCGUUCCUACGUAACUACGGAAGAGGUAGCUGACGGGGGUGCUUUUUCUUUCAAAGGACAUAUCUAAAUUACACAUCGUAACGUACAAGCAGAAUGUUGAGCCAGAUUUUUUAAUUAUUUACAGCCAAAGUAACUUGUCUCUUCUGUUUCCCUCGUUAGAUUUGGCCUUUUCAAAGAAAGAAAACGUCCUAGCAUUGUGUGGACAGGCUAGCUUUUAAUUAUGCCUACUGGAUUAAAAUUAGUGGUUUUAUUUAAAUGUACAAUUUUAGAAUAAGCUCCAAUGUUACGAAUAAAAAAAGCAGAAGCCAUUAUGAUCACUGCCCUGUCCGGCGCGAAGCAGAUCGCGAAGCGAAUUGACCGUGCACGUGUGCACGGGCCAGGAGGCGCCCGCAGGUUUCGGUGUGGGGCGGCCGCCAAACGGCGCUCGUGCAAACGGACUUGGUGGAUUUGCACCGAUUUUUAGCUCUCCUGCGCUUUUGUAACCCAAUGUCCAGCUGUGACGCUGAGGAAACUACUCUUGGCAGCUACUAAAGGUACGUAGGUGCCCACAGACGUGUAACACUUUGCGAAGGGGUUGUGGAGGGGGAUUUUGGAGGCGUGUGUUUUGGGUGUGCACGGCGAAGGCUGAUGCCUGUUUUUGCCAAACCCUUUGAUGCUCUUGGGCCAGUGCGUUCAAGUUUACAACGUGGGGAUAGGGGAUAGAAGAAGGGAAGGGAUAGAAUUUGGUGCUACCAAACCUUCGGAAAUGUUUUAACUUAUUUGAAGAUGCGCUGGGAUGAAUCGUAGGUGGGGAGGGAAGGGAAGGGAAAAGGAGUGGUUUAUUUUUUCUAGCAUUGCCCACAUUGUGUUUUUCCCUCAUACAAAACAAGCUCAACCACUUCAAGGCAAAACCUUAAUGAUGAAAUUGUUUAACAACCCAGCCAUGUGUCAUGGCUCUUAAUCCCCCUCUGCCCGGGGAAGAACGAACUGUGUCCGUGGCUGCGUUCUCUAUGCACCGAGCGGGGAUGCGACCAGAAGAGGAAGAAAUCAGCUCUGCGCGAGUUGAUCUGGAUGCUUGGGGGUGAUCAGCCUCUCAGCUGCGGAAACGCAAACUGCGGGAAGCCCGGGUACUAAUUGAAUACCUCUUAAAGAGCGAGGGCUCCCCAAUAGGGUUUAUGAAACAAAUGCACUGACGUGGCUUCUGCUUUAGAACCAUCGUGGCCUUUCGGGGAGUCCCCGUGAGCAGCCCACCCAGGCUGUGCCGCAGAAAGCCCUUUCCAGAUGCUUUUUUGGGGGGAUGAACUACUUAGCGAUGGCUCUGCAGAGCCCCAAAACACUGUUGGGGCUGGGGAAGGGGAAGGAAAGCGUGGCUGAAACACGACACCAAAUUUUAAGUAGGAACUUUUACGUAGUCCCACUUGCAAACCACAGAAUUCGUGGCUUUGUGUCAAGUGUUCAUCUCGAAUUUUCUUCUUCGAGCUAAACCUGAAGUGAUGGACCAGCAGCGGCUGGAAAUAGGUUUUGUUCAUGGCUUCCGUUUGUUGUUAUUGUUGUCUCAGGCCUGUGUUCCUGGUGUUUUGUUUUCCCUGUUGCUUCGCAGGUUUGUUACAUGUACGCCAGGCUCUUUCCAUGCAGGGUGGCAUUGAAAAACAACACCAAUUUGGUUUCAGCUGUGAACCUGCAGGAGUUUCUGCUGUCAGGGAGCAGUGGCUGUCAGGUUUUUCUUGGGUAGCCAGGAGAUCCUUUAGAAUAAUGAAGAGCUUUAAGUUAUUCCUCUGUUCGAAAGGAGCUUCUCCGUGAGCUGUGGCCGUAGCAGCCAGGCCCGGGUUGAGCUCCCCGUGAUGAGCAGCAGGCGGUGGAUCCGGGCAUGUGUAGGAAAAAUGAUGCUUGGCUGUUCAGGAGCCUCUUGCUGGAGCAGCAUCGAGUAAUUCCCUUCAGGCUCUGUUCAAAAUGAGUUACUGAGGUGAGGCUUUAUGAUCUUCACCGUGCAGGUGGUAAGAGUUACCCCUGCUGGAGGUCUCUUUAAUAUUCUCCUUGCAAUGAGCACGUCAAAUCAGCAAAGAUCCCCUGUGUAACGCUGGGGCUGGUACAGGAGUACAGUGUCAUCACAUCUCUCUCUAGGAGCCUUAGGAAAUGAAAUAUAUUAGACCCAUUCCCAUCUGCAUCUGGUUCACUAUCAAAAGCGCAACAAGAGUAAAGCUCCCAGCUCUCGGAUCCAGAGCAUCCUCAGUCUGAACGGCCAAAUCUGCUCCCGAUUUCGCGCCACGGGUCCCGGCGAGGUGGUGCUGGAGCAAACCCCCGCCUGGCACAUCGACACCAGAGCUGAAUUUGCGCCCGGAGCCUGCGGGUUCGUCUUCUUGAAGCAUCAGAUGUUAGCCGUCCAAUGUUAUACCCUUUUCCUAUUUACGCUUUAUGUUUUUAGAAGCAAUUGCUAAUCGCUAAACAAAGUACCGCUGCUUUGCACCAGGGUAAAGGCUCUAGUUUUACGGCCGCAUUUACUUGGGCUGCGUAUAGAGAAUUUAUGCUAUAAAAGCUUUAGAGCAUCAACCAACUUGCUUCAAUGCUCAGUUUUACUCUUUGUCAAAGGUGAGUUUUGAAAUCUGCCCUUCUGCCAAAGCUGUACUGAAGCAUUUCUCAAUAGUGCUGGAAUUCCAUGGGUAACUUCCUCAGAGCUGCUGGAAACAAAGCCCGACCCCCAGCUGAUCAAUACCUGUAAAACCCCUUUAUCAAGUUGGUCCAAGCCUGGUGAUUUAAAUCUAAUUUCAGAGCCUCGCUGCGUGCUGCUUAAUUAACGAAUAAGUUUGUAGGAGCAAGAUUUAUGUUGGAGAAUAUCUGGGCAGUGGUGAGUAUUGAGGUUAAAAUAAAAUGGACUAGAGUAUGUAUUUAGCAAAUGCUGUCUAAAAGGCGUCUCCUGUUUUAACGUGCAUGUGUGUCCUCCGCUGUACGCGAUCCCUUAACCGCUCUCUGGCAUAUGAAAUAGGACUAUUUCUGUGUUCUGCUAGAGCCGGGCAUACAGGUAACGCCAAAAGCUGGUCAGGUUUCCAAGGAACUGCGUGCCCUGGCCUAAAAUAGAGCUCUUCGCUCUUCUCCUCCUCAUCAGUGCUCCAGUGUACUAACGUCACAUCGGCUUAGCAAAAUUAUUGCGGUAUGAAAAGUCCAUCAGUUUCCUGAAGCCACGGUGGUCACGGCUGUUGGUUUCUGGAUGUAUUUUCGGCCUCUCGCUCUUUCUAAACACAAGCUCUAGGUGAGUUUAGAGGUGAUGUGGAGCGAAAUACCGACGUGAAAGUUUCUGGGCACAGAUAAUUGUGACAAGAGGAGGAAAUAUCUCCUGGCGAUGGUCCUUGGCACGUUCACCUACUGCGGGACGAGUUGAGCUGCGUUAUCCUGACAAUCUCUGCCUUGUGCUACGUACGUUCACCUUUCCACGUACGUUCACCUUUCCACGUACGUUCACCUUUCCACGUAUGUUCACCUUUCCACAUAGACACUUGGUCUCCAGGACUGUUAACCCCGUACCUCCAGAUGUGUGCCCUUCUUUCUGUCCUUGUCUCUCCCUCUUGCCGUCUCCCUUCCUCAAAAGUAGCAAUAUUUAAGUGUACUCGCUGAAUGCUUAACUUCCAGAUAAGUUUUCUCUAAACCACUAUGCCGUUUAUGAAUAAAAGGAGGAACGGAUCCCAGAGGUUUCUUCACCAGACUUGGACUUCUUGCCAAACAGCUUCCCCAGCAUGUGAAUUCAAAGAGGACAAAUCCUGAGGUAUUUUACCUGCAUCUCUCAGAAAUCAGCUUGGGAAAUGGGGUCGGUUUCACGUUCAUUCCCUUCGGAAGCAUUCAAGAGAUCUCUUCCUGCACUGUGUAGAUGUAGCUUAGUCCGCGAUCGGAACGCGUUGCGGUUCGGGUCGCUCUUCGAUGCUUUUUAGCUUAAAGAGUUUUACGAACUCAUUUAAAGGAACUUGAGGGAAUCAAUACUCAGGAAUCCUAAAGCUGGUUGCAUUUGUGUCAUUUACUCUCCUGGGCUGAACACGCCGCGGUUGUCCCCGCGGUGGCCGGAGGGAGGAGAGCGGUGUCGGUGUCAGCGGAGAGCGGGAUGUGGUUCUGCCCAAAGUAAUACACACUUGAUUCUUUUUAUUUUUAUUUCUUUUUAAUAUUGGGGGACUGUUUAUCAACAAAACCGAUGUGUAAAAAAUUUGAUAUUUAAAAAAAAAAAUGAAUAAACACUUUAUCAUAAUGUU
Columba livia (rock pigeon) is the source of this 7271-nucleotide messenger RNA. Its product is annotated as protein DDI1 homolog 2. Gene Ontology annotation, biological process: proteolysis. The transcript has 9 exons. The coding region runs from base 63 to 3077 and encodes 1004 amino acids. The record is from RefSeq and is a predicted model, not a curated record. Lineage: Eukaryota; Metazoa; Chordata; Aves; Columbiformes; Columbidae. Gene Ontology annotation, molecular function: protein binding; aspartic-type endopeptidase activity.